CAGCGCACCGACAUCCGACGCGACCACCAUCCCAUCUAGCCGUUGACUCUUCCCCUUCCGCUUUCUUGCCACCCAUCACUACUCUUCUAGUCUAUCCACCGACCACUCGGCAGCCUCCUCUCAAACAUGCCAGCCGACCCGCCCCGCGGGCCAGGCAUCUGCGCGAUGCGCGGCUCAUGUGGCCGCGCGUCCAUGUUCGGCGCCGAGCUUCCCUGUCCUGAUUCGGACCCGGCAACCAAGACGGACGACAAGGUCCGCGACCUCCUCGCGACCGUGUGCGGGAGCGCGUACGAAAUCCCCGACAGCGUGUGCUGCACCGCGGACCAAGUCAAGAUGCUCGGCGACCAGCUUGGGCAGGCGGCGCCGCUGAUCGCGGCAUGUCCCGCGUGCAUCAACAACUUCCGUGCAUUCUACUGCGACUUCACCUGCUCCCCGGAUCAGAGCACGUUCAUGGCCGUGACCAAGACGCAGCGGACGACGACUGGCCAGAAGGCCGUCAAGGAAGUCGAGUAUGCCGUGUCGGAUGAGUUUGCGCAGGGCUUCUUUGACAGCUGCAAGAGUGUCCAGUUUGGCGCGACGAACGGGUUCGCGAUGGACCUCAUCGGUGGCGGCGCGACCACCGCCCACGACUUUCUCGCGUACAUGGGCAGCGUGCGGCCGGGUCUCGGCUCCCCGUUCCAGAUCGACUUUCCUAGCGGAAAGAACUACUCGCGCACACCGUUGUCAUGCGCCGACAGCGGCGUCGAGUCGCGCUGCGCAUGCGCAGACUGUCCCUCAGUUUGCCCCUCGCUCCCGUAUGUCCCGCCACCCGACGAGCCGGGCUGCAAGGUUGGCAAGGUGUCGUGCCUCACCUUCUUCCUUCUUCUCGUGUACGGCAUCCUCCUCGCUGUCGGCCUUACAUACUAUGCCGCUCGUACCGCUCUCCGCGCCAGGCGGCGACAGUAUGAGCGCAUGGCGCUCACUGACCCUCCCCUCUCGCCCACCACGCCUGGGCUUGAAGGCCUAGUCGGCCGGGGAUCCAGCGGCGCAGACACUGACUCGGGACCGAGCGGCAGCAUUCACUUCCGACUGGGGCGCGGUGCGUCUCUUCUGGACCCCAUGGAACAUCUCCAGCCCAAGCAGAACCAGAUCAAUGCCGCCCUCCGCCGCUUCUUCUACCGCCUGGGCCUCUUCUGUGCCACGCACCCUUUCAUGACUUUCGGGUUAGCGGCACUUGUCAUCGGCCUCCUGAAUGCUGGCUGGGCACGCUUCGCCGUCGAGACCGAUCCCGUCCGCCUGUGGGUUGCGCCAAGCAGCGAAGCAGCCGCACAGAAGGCCUUCUUCGAUGAGUACUUUGGCCCCUUCUACCGCUCCGAGCAGUUCUUCAUCACUGCAACGGACGGCGGCUCUCCGCUUUCGUACGAGACGCUCGAGUGGUGGCUUGACGCCGAAGCCCAGAUCAAGAAACUUGCCUCGCCGUCUGGGACGACGCUCAAGGACGUGUGCUUCGCUCCUUCAGGCAGGGGCACGCCGUGCGUCGUGCAAUCCGUCAGCGCGUGGCUUGGCGACGACCUUGAAGAGUGGGGAGAUGGAUGGGCCAAGCGCAUCACCGAUUGUGCGAAGCGCCCUGGCGAGUGUCUUCCAGACUUUGGUCAGCCCAUCGACCCCAAGCUGGUGCUCGGCGGCGCCAAGGGCAAGUGGCUCGACGCCAAGGCGCUCGUAGUCACCUACGUGGUGAACAAUUACGAGGAGGACGACGAGCGCCUCCCCGCGACGGAGGAGUGGGAGCGCACCCUCGAGUCGUUCCUCGCCGGUCUUGAGCGCCCCGAUGGCAUCAAGCUGUCCUUCUCCACCGGCGUGUCCCUUGAGGAGCAGCUCAACAAGAGUACCAACACCGAUGUCAAGAUCGUCGUCCUGUCCUACCUCGUCAUGUUCCUGUACGUCUCCCUGUCGCUUGGCGGUGGGCGCGUACCGAAGCGCGAGAUCGGGCGCAUGUUCACACGUCUCGGUGCCGAGAUCCACAAGCUCGCCUACCGCCUUGGGAUCGCCCGCACGUUGCCAGAUCACGAGGCGAUGGAGCCGUCGCUCAGCACCGUCCCGACGCUUUUGCUCGUCAACUCCAAGUUCACACUUGGGUUGUUUGGCAUCGCUAUCGUGCUCAUCGCCGUGAGCACAUCCGUUGGCCUGUUCUCCCUCCUCGGUGUGCGCGUCACCCUCAUCAUCGCCGAAGUCAUUCCGUUCCUCGUGCUGGCUGUUGGGGUGGACAACGUUUUCAUCCUUGUACACGAGCUCGACCGCCAGAACGCACUGCACGCUGCACCUGACGCGCCCGCUAGACCUGCCGACAGCGACAGCGACGACGAGAUCGAGUUUGGGAGACCGCCUGCUGCCGGGUUGAGCGCCGAGGAGCGUGUCGCACGUGCAGUCGCCCGCAUGGGCCCGUCUAUUCUGCUGUCCAGCACCACCGAAGUAGUGGCCUUUGCGCUUGGCGCACUCGUGCCCAUGCCCGCCGUCCGCAACUUUGCCGUCUACGCGGCGGGCAGUGUGCUUAUCGGCGCGCUACUCCAGGUUACGGUCUUUGUGAGCGCAAUGGUUCUCGACCUCAAGCGCUCAGAGGCAGGCCGUAUGGAUAUCUUCCCGUGCAUCCCGUUGCGCGGCAAGAUCAGGCUCGACGAGGGCGCUGCCUCCGAAGGCGUAAUCCACCAAUUUAUUAGACGAGUUUACGCACCCACUCUCCUACGCCCCGAGGUCAAGCACGGCGUGCUCGCCGCUUUCGGAGCCCUCCUCCUCGUCUCGGUGAUCGGCAUCCAACGCAUCAGCCUGGGCCUAGACCAGCGGCUUGCCCUCCCACCCGACUCGUACCUCGUGCCUUACUUCAACGACCUCGACGCAUACCUCGACGUCGGGCCGCCCGUGUACUUUGUAGUGCGCGGUGGCGACACGGCGGAGCGUGAGGGUCAGCGGGAGCUCUGCGGCCGCUUCACGACCUGCAUGGAGCUCAGCGUUGCGAACACGCUCGAGGCUGAGCGUAAGCGCCCCGACAGCAGCUUCCUUGCCGCGCCGCCCGCCGCAUGGAUCGAUGACUUCUUGCAGUGGACGAACCCAGCAUUUGAGAGCUGCUGCCGUGUCCGCAAGGCUGAUCACUCCGUGUUUUGCCGGCCACGCGACGCCGACCGCCUUUGCCAGCCUUGCUUCGCUGGCCGCGAGUGGGACAGCACCAUGGCUGGGUUACCGACAGGCGAUGAGUUCGCGCGCCUUCUCGAUCAGUGGUUGGCCUCGCCUGCCGAUGACUCUUGUCCCUUGGGUGGUUUGCAGGGCUACUCGGCCGCAGUCACGCGCGACGAGCACGGCACACCCAACGCAUCCCACUUCCGCACCUUCCACACUCCACUCCGCACCCAGGGCGACUUUAUCAAUGCGCUCGCGGCUGCCCGCCGCAUCGCUGGCGACAUCUCGCAGCGCACCGGCCUCGACGUAUUCCCCUACUCGCUCUUCUACGUCUUCUUCGACCAAUACGCAUACAUUCGCGGCAUGACCGUGCAGGUGCUUGCGCUAGGCGCGGGCGCCGUGCUGGCGAUCACGAGCGUGCUCCUCGGCUCGUGGCGCACCGGCCUCGUCGUGACGGGCACGUGCGUCCUCGCAGUCCUGAAUGUCAUGGGCGUCAUGGGCUUUUGGCACAUCUCUCUCAAUGCCAUCUCCCUCGUGAACCUGGUCAUCUCGCUCGGCAUCGCGGUCGAGUUCUGCUCGCACCUCGCGCGCGCCUUCAUGGGCGCCGGCGGGCUGCUGUACGAUGAGAAGCGCGCCGAGCGCGACGAGCGCGUCUACACGGCGCUCAUCGACGUCGGGCCCAGCAUCUUCAGCGGCAUCACGCUCACCAAGCUCGCCGGCAUCUCGGUGCUCGCGCUCACGCGCUCCAAGCUCCUCGAGACAUACUACUUCCGCAUGUGGCUCGCACUUAUUCUCGCCGGCGCGCUGCACGGCCUCGUCCUCCUCCCCGUGCUCCUCACGUACUUCGGUGGUGCAGGGUACGCGCUGGAGGAUACCGACGAGGACUGGGUCACGAGUCAGAUGAGACGCCCCAUGAACUACGAGCGCGCGCCGUUCGAUGACGACGACGUCCUGUCCGAAUAGGUAGAUGUAGAGCUAGUAUGCAUGCCGUCUUGACUG
Messenger RNA from Cutaneotrichosporon oleaginosum, 4146 nucleotides. RefSeq lists its product as uncharacterized. Gene Ontology annotation, cellular component: membrane. Gene Ontology annotation, molecular function: sterol binding. Gene Ontology annotation, biological process: sterol transport. The record is from RefSeq and is a predicted model, not a curated record. Lineage: Eukaryota; Fungi; Basidiomycota; Tremellomycetes; Trichosporonales; Trichosporonaceae.